AUGGCGGCUCGACACGGGAAACUCUGCGAGUUCAACGCGGGCGUAGAUAAUGUCGAAGACUACAAAGAACGAUUCUUGCUCUAUUGCACGGCAAAUGAAAUCACGGACGACGACAAGAAGAUAGCUGUUCUUCUGACGUCGAUGGGCACAAUGACGUACACGUUACUAAAGAAUUUGGUACGACCGGCGGCUCCUCAAGACAAAUCGUUGGAUACGCUCUUCAAGCUAUUGCAAAACCACUAUGAACCGAGAAUUAUCGUCAUCGCAGAGCGUUUUCGCUUUUAUAAGCGAAUGCAGCGGGAAGGCGAGAAUAUUGCUGUUUACGUUUCGGAGCUGCGACGCCUCGCCAAACAUUGUGAUUUCGGUGAGCAGCUCAAUACUGCAUUACGCGAUCAAUUAGUCUGUGGGUUGCUACACGAGAAUAUACAGCAGAAGAUUUUAGCCGAGGCAGAGCUAACGCUGGAAAAGGCUCUGCGGAUUGCACAAGCUGCAGAGACAGCCAGAGCGGAGACACAACACCUCCGUGGGGAGUCGACACGACACGCAGCUAGUGGACAUUCCAGGACAUUGGAGACGGCAUUUGCUGUCAAGAGAGCGACCACAAGCAGCCGCAGCCAAUCGGGAUCGUUGCGUGCUUUGGAUAAGGCAUGUUAUCGUUGCAAUGAUCAUGGUCAUGACCCAACCAAGUGUAGAUUAAAAAACUACACGUGUCUGUUCUGCAAGACGAAGGGCCAAAUCGCUAAAGCAUGUCGGAAGAAGCAACGAGAUAACGCGAAAGAUAGCACGGAGGGCAAUUGGCGUACAAAAAGGAAACCGAAGACUCAGUCUACAUAUCAAGUAGAUGCAGAAGAUGUAAGCCUCAUUUGUUCUUUGUCUGGUAGAGGCGGGGUCAAGGUGACAAUAGAGGUGGCAGGCAGGAAUGUGGAGAUGGAAGUGGACACUGGAGCUUCAGUGAGUGUUGUACCAACCCAGAUAUAUAGUGAAGUUCUAUCCCACGUACAGCUGAAGAAGAGCACUGCCCAACUUCAGUCAUAUAGUGGUGAACGAUUGAAGGUGAAAGGAGAAGCUGUUGUACCAAUCAAGUAUGGAAUACAACAAUCCAUGGAGCGGUUGAUUGUAGUAGAUGUGAGUGAUAAGCCAGCAGUCUUGGGACGAGAUUGGCUGUCAAACCUCAAGCUUGAUUGGGCUUCUCUGUUCAAAGUUGAUAGUGGAGUUUUUGAUGUACCUGAGAAGUUUCCUCAGUUGUUUGCAGAGGGAGUAGGUACUUUGCAAGGCUAUCAAGCCAAGAUAACUUUGUCUGCAGAUGCCAAGCCACAGUUCCAUAGGCCACGCCCAGUGCCUUAUGCCUUACAACAGAAGGUAGAGGAGGAGCUUAAUCGACUUCAGGAAGAGGGCAUUAUACAGCCAGUGGAAAACAGUGAGUGGGCAGCACCUAUCGUCAUUGUGAGAAAGGCUGAUAAUUCUAUCAGAAUUUGUGGCGAUUACAAGGUAACAAUUAACCCCUACCUGGAGAUGGACAAUUAUCCAAUGCCAAAUGCACAGGACUUGUUUGCAUCGUUAGCAGGAGGGCGGUUCUUUACACGUCUGGAUAUGAAACAAGCUUACAUGCAGAUGCGAGUGGAUGCAAGCAGCCAAAGGUAUUUGACUAUCAACACUGCCAAGGGCCUGUUUGCGUACACACGUAUGCCCUUUGGUAUUUCGACUGCACCCGGAAUUUGGCAGCGAGCAAUGGACAACGUUCUUACGAGAAUGCCAGGAGUGUCCUGUUAUUUAGACGACAUUCUGAUUGUGGGCCAAUCCGAAGAACAACAUGACGAACGUCUUCAUCAAGUCUUGGAAAGACUGAGUCAAGCGGGACUUCGUCUGAAAAGAGAAAAGUGUGAGUUCAAGAAAACUAGAGUUGAGUACCUUGGUUAUGUUGUGGAUGAGCAUGGACUUAGACCGGCUGAGAAAAAGCUGGCAGCAAUACGACAAGCUCCAGAGCCAAGUAACACAACCGAGCUAAGGGCAUUCUUAGGCCUAUUGAAUUAUUAUGGAAGGUUCUUGCCUAACCUCUCAACCAUGCUACAACCACUGUAUAGUCUGCUGCAGAAGAACACAUCGUGGGAAUGGGGUGCAAAACAAGCAAAGGCUUUCCGGCAAGCCAAACAGAAUUUGUUGGAAUCGGAUUUCUUGACCCAUUAUGACUUGAAGAAACCGGUACGUCUUGCUUGCGAUGCUUCACCGUAUGGAGUGGGAGCCUGUCUCACACAUGUAAUGUCAGACUGUAGUGAGCAACCAAUCGCUUUUGCUUCACGAACCUUGACCACGGCAGAAAGAGGAUAUGCUCAAUUGGAACGAGAAGCGUUAGCACUCAUCUUUGGAGUGCGACAAUUUCAUAAAUAUUUGGUGGGAAGGUCAUUCACACUUGUAACUGACCAUCGACCACUGUUGAAGAUAUUGGGUCCGAAAGAGGGAGUACCUACUCUAGCAGCGGCUCGACUACAGCGUUGGUCACUAAUUCUAAGUGCUUAUCAAUACAACCUCGAAUACACAUCAGGAGUGAGCAACAAAGAAGCUGAUCUACUUUCGAGACUACCCAUUCCAGUCAACGUAGUGGAUCCUAAUGAGAAAAUCUAUGCUAUUGAUCAUUGUGAGCAGUUACCUGUUACAGCGCAAGACAUUGCUAAGGAACUGCAGCGAGACUCCAUACUACGACAAGUUUACGAGUACACUUUGCGUGGAUGGAAGCCUAAUGUAAGUACACAGUUACUGCCGUAUGCACGACGAGCGGAUGAGCUUACAAUUGAAGACGGGUGUCUACUGUGGGGGAAUCGUGUAAUUAUUCCAACCAAGCUUCAAGGCACAGUGUUACAAGAGAUUCACGAAGGUCAUAUUGGCCUCUGUCGAAUGAAAUCUCUAACACGGAGUUUCGUGUGGUGGCCAAGACUAGACCAAGAUCUAGAGGAGGUAGUGAAGACUUGCACAGCAUGUCAGAGUAUACGGAAUAAGCCGUCUCAUGUGAUGUCACAUCCAUGGAUCUACCCAGAUGCGCCCUGGACUCGCCUUCAUGUGGAUUUUGCAGAGUUCAAGGGAAAGCAAUACCUUGUGGUAAUUGAUGCAUUUACCAAGUGGCCGGAAGUCCAUGAGCUCGGAAUACAUGCCACUACGACUCAGACAGUUGAAGCAUUGAGGAGGUCAUUCAGCUGCCAUGGAAUCCCUCAAAGGCUAGUUUCAGAUAACGGGCCUCAAUUCGUGGCAAGAGAGUUUCAAGACUUCGUGAGAGCGAACGGGAUUAGACAUCAAAGGACACCUCCGUAUCACCCUGCUUCGAAUGGACAGGCAGAACGGUUCGUGCAGGAGCUCAAGAAGUCUCUGAAGAUGAGGCCACCAGAUCGGUCAAUUAGUCAUCAGAUUUCGUUACUGUUGUUGAAAUAUCGAACAACCCCAAACACUACUACUGGGAAGACACCAUCAGAACUACUGAUGAAACGUGAGCUGAGAACACGGUUGACAUUAGUAAGACCAGAGAGUGGACGACAAAUUCGAGACAGGCAGAGUGAGAGAUACGAAGAAGCAACAAAAUACGUUAGAAAUCUUAACCCAGGAGACACAGUGGCAGUCCUCAACACACGUCGAGAUAGCCGAGGGAAAUGGCUGACAGGAAUCAUCCUACAGCGCUUGGGACCAACAAACUACAUGGUGGACGUGAACAAUCACCUCCGAUAUGUUCAUAUCGAACAUAUCAGGAGACGAGAUGAAAGGAGUGUGCCUGCUGUCAUAGAGACAUCAGAUGAGGCGGGUACUGAAACAACUACAGAUAUUACUUCUAAUCCACGACCAACACUUGAACAGACAGGACAAACAGAACCUACUAGUCCAGUGAGAGAAGCACAACAAGCAGAAGAACCUGUUACAAUAGCCACACCAUCUCUUGCUGAGGGAGCUACAGCGGAAGUAAGGGGAACAUCAAGUGGAACUGAUCGACGUUAUCCAGUUCGAGUUAAUCGUCAGUUACCCCUCCGAUAUAGACAAAGCUAAGGAAAGAGGAGUGUGGUAGACUGGUACAUAGAUUGGUGAGCAUGCGUAGGUUGGGGUGUCAUAUACUUAGAUAAUUAGAUAAGUGACUGUUAGCACUUGUUGGAUUGCUGUUGCGUUAGAGUCUGAGCAUAGCAUAGACUGAUAGGGUGUGAUAGCUUGUGCCGAUCUGGAACGUAGCUUACGACUGUUAUAAUAUAUAUAUAC
This is a messenger RNA of Corticium candelabrum, 4224 nucleotides long. RefSeq lists its product as uncharacterized. Bases 1 to 4020 code for a protein of 1339 amino acids. Gene Ontology annotation, biological process: DNA integration. Gene Ontology annotation, molecular function: zinc ion binding; nucleic acid binding. The transcript has a single exon. The record is from RefSeq and is a predicted model, not a curated record. NCBI's taxonomy places the organism in Eukaryota, Metazoa, Porifera, Homoscleromorpha, Homosclerophorida, Plakinidae.